This is a messenger RNA of Patiria miniata (bat star), 5066 nucleotides long. RefSeq names its product E3 ubiquitin-protein ligase Trim36-like. The record is from RefSeq and is a predicted model, not a curated record. Bases 533 to 2929 code for a protein of 798 amino acids. The transcript is spliced from 10 exons. Gene Ontology annotation, molecular function: protein binding; zinc ion binding. NCBI's taxonomy places the organism in Eukaryota, Metazoa, Echinodermata, Asteroidea, Valvatida, Asterinidae.
UUGCAGGCCCUACUGAAACCGCAGGGUUCAUUAGGGAGAACUGAUGAUUUAGAGUUUACAAAAUGACGCAUUUCAGUCGGACAAUGAAACCUAACAACAUCGGCCUUGUAUGUGAUUACAAAAUAAUAGUCCGGGGAACAAAGUACGAAUCCCCGAUGGCCCAUGAGUAAUCGAGCGGCUAAAAACAGUCGGGUGACGCCGCGUUUUGCAGUCAAAAGCCAGGCGGGUUUGAAUCGCAUGUGUAGUGGACGCGGUGUGCUACAGCUGCUGUGCCAGCGGCCUGUGAAGGAAUAAUAGUCUGGGUUUUUGGAGUGCGUUUAUGAGUAUAUUUCUUCGAAUUACGGAGGACAUUACAUAGCCAACAAGUCCACGACGUCAAGACUGAGGAUCUAGUGGAAUAUUUCACAAAUUGGGACGAGGUUUCUAUACGUGCUGCUGUCAGAGUGGUUGACGGAUGCUGCACAGUCUGAUCUACUCAGUGGGUACUGAUUUUUUUGACGGUCAAAAUUAAAGGAGCCAUUUUGUCAUCACCAUGGAGAUGACCAGCCUCGAACGCGAGCUGAUCUGCCCGAUCUGCCACGACUACUUCACCACGCCGCUGUCGUUGCCAUGCCAGCACAACGUCUGCCACCGCUGCGCCAAGGAGCAGGUGGCGGCGUCCACGGCGCAUGGGCAUCACAGCUCCGACGAGAGCCUGAACACCGCCACCAGCCCCACCUCCUCCGUGGUCUCGCUGCCCGUCACGCCCUCCCGGCCCCUCACUGCCAGUAGCCUGCGCUCCUCCUUCCGCCGGCGGGCUACUGUGACUGGGACGACUCCCACGGCCAACACGCCCAUCAAGGCGCUCCCAAGAGACACCGCGGGGACGGCUGCGAGCAGCAGGCGUGAGUCGCUGCCCGCCGCGAGCCCUGCGGCUCUCACGCCCCGUAGGAGGUCGUCUACGUCGGUCCCUGGUGCCCAUCCCUCGACUUUCUACUGCCCGACGUGCAAGGAAAAAGUGGAAUUAGGAGAGAAGGGACUUAACGGCCUCUACCGGAACUUUGCUUUGGAAGUCAUCGUUGACAGGUUCAAGCUCGCGGCCAAGAAGGCAGCCAGCAUCCCCUGCGGCGUCUGCAAGGCGCGGCCCCCUUGGGACGCCACCAAGAGUUGUCUGGACUGCAAGGUCAGCUACUGCAAUGAGUGCUACAAGCAUCACCACCCAUGGGGUACGCCCCGGGCCCAGCACGAGCACAUCGGGCCCACCAAUAACUACAGACCUAAGACCAUCACCUGCACAGAGCACACGCACGAGAGGGUGACGAUGUACUGCGAUGGAUGUCAGAAACCCGUGUGCCACCGGUGCAAGUUCAGCGGUGCGCACGCUAAACACAAGCUGUCCAUCAUCGAAAGAAAGUACGCUGUCGUCAAGGAGAAAAUGGAAAGCCACCUCUUGGCGAUCAGAGGGAAGUGCGACGAACUAAAGAACGGCGUGGACACCCUCCGAGGGCUGUGCGGGAAAGUAGAGGAAAAUGGUGCCGUUGCCAAGGAGAAGCUGUCCCUGGCCCUGGCCCACCUCCAGACGACCCUGGAGCACCGCUCGAGCGCCCUCACGCAGGCCACUGAGGAGGAGAUCAACCGUCGGGUAGUAGCCGUCCGGACGCAGCUGGACACGUACGAGGACAUCUUGAAGGGUUGCAGCGUGGUGGACCUGGCCGUCGAGAUGCUCAAGGAGACGGACAAGGCUUGCUUCGUCCAGGCGGCCAGGCCCAUCCUUGGCCGGUUGAAAGAAACGGUGAAUGUGAUAAAGGAGGCGGAGCUUAGUCCAGUCCACGCCUACCACGACUUCAACAACUUGAACAUCGAUGAUGGGUCUGCGGUAGACGCUCUGACGGGUCUGGAUUUCGUGAAAGCCCCUGAUGCCCCCGGCAUCUCCACCAAGCGCUGUCAAUCAUACGACCACGUGAUCGUCGAGUGGGACCCGCCCACCGUCGGGUCACCUGCCGAGACCUACACUGUGGAGUACCGUAAGCUCGCGGUCCGGGCGGAGGGUACCAGACCGCCCACGCCCACCACCCAGCGGAGGAGCGCCGUCAGCCCCCGGAGCGAGACGGCCGGCGAGGAUCUGUGGACGUCAGUCCACGGAAUCAGGCAAUGCAGGUAUCGCCUGAGUGACUUGGAAGUGGACAGCCGAUAUAAGAUUAGAGUUCGAGGCGAGAACAGAGUAGGAAAAGGCGAAUGCAGCAAGAUCGUGAUCAUCAGAACCGUGCCUGCCCCCGUACUGUCUUUCAAAUGGAUGUCCUGCCAGCCGAACGGAACCCAGGGUCCGUCCAUCAGCAAAGAUGGCCAGCGUAUGACCCUCCGACCGAACCCGACCCUUCUCUCUCCCACCGGCGCCGGCCCCAUGCCGUCCAGCCCUAUCGCCCUAGCCCCCGCCUUCUGCCUGGGCGACCGGAAGCUCACCAACGGCAAGCACUACUGGGAGGUCACUGUCGACCAAUCCCCGUGCGCCGUGCAGGUCGGGGUCAUCGGGGAGCGGCGAUCGCGCAGGCUCGGUGACCCCGUCAGCCACCAUGCCGACGGGGACAGCGGGCACGACAGCUGCGAGGAGCUGGACGCGGACCACGGCGCGCGCGCGGCGGACGCUACGGCCCUGGUCACCUACCACGGAGGGAAGGUGUACUUCCCCAACGAAACCGCUAACAAGAGCGGCAAGAAGUCCGGAAACAGCGGCGGAAACGGAAUCAAGCCGGCCACCCACACCCUGACGUCAUGCGCAGUGGGCGUGUGCGCCGACGUCGAGAGAGGGCGGGUGUCAUUCUUUGACGUGGACUCCAAGGAGAGUUUCUUCUCGGCCAGUGCGGGGCUGGAGGGCGCACUGUACCCGGCGAUCGUCAUCGUCGGUCCUGGGGUGGUAAAAUCUCGUCAACUUGACGAAAUGUGUGUGGAGUAAAUUACCUUUAUAAACGCAGUGGGCCAUUUAUCCGUGGUUCAAAGGAAAUGACAUGUUGAACUGUAGUAAUUAUUUUAUAAAAGGCAGUUGUUGCGAAAUAAAGGGUAAAACGAAUUAUGUUAAAUUGUGUUGUUGGUAGGCCUAGUCAACUUAACCUGCACCAAGCAAGUAACCACGUACCUCACUUUCCCUUACUUUAGUUUAAUAUGAACACGUGAUCUAUUCAAUGCACCGACGGCCACAAGGAGUGAUUGCUGAUAUCACAUGACACAAAGAUGUCACAUGAUAUCUUGUUUAUGUUUGGCCCUGAAAAUCCGCUCUAUUACAAUGUGUUCAUCUUUAAAUCUUCCCUUGCCACUUUCAUAAUCAUUGUAGGUUUAGGACGAGGCUGAGUAAAAGAAAAUGUACUUAAGAGGUGAUAAUUUGGAUGAGGGGUUAUUAUUAUUAUUUAUGAUUUCUGGUAAUAAGACCAGGGAUUCCUCAGAAGUCACAUCUCGACAAAAGGGUAAGAACUAAAUAUUCUAUAUUACAUUUCGGAAAUGCUCGGUGAUUUAUGUAUCAAAGUCUUACUUUUCUUAAUGUUGUAAAAUAUUCUGAAGGCCCAUAGGAUAAAAUGUCAAGUGUAUGCCAGAAAUUAAUCCGCACGUCGCUUGUUCAUAAAUUGCCAACGGUAAAAUGUUAAAGUUGAUACCAUCACCGGAUUUUAACCAUAAGGUGUAUUUUAUUGUAAAAUAUAAAUAUAUAGACAGCGGUAAAGGUAUUCAAACGAGGCAUUGUUUUCAAAUAAUCAAGGUAAUAAUUGAAAUACCAUGAAAAAAUUGUUGACGAAAGAUACAGUUAAUUGGAUGGGUUUAAGGCACAUGUAUGUCCUUUUUUGCAUAAAAAUAGUGUUAAUUUGCGCUCGUAGCUCGACAGGUACAAAAAAGUUGAAGAUGGGUAUCUAUCGUGUAAAACGUCUUCAAUGAAAUCAUUGACGGUUUGAACGAUUUCAAAAGAGAAUGUCGUUUGAAGAAAGUUUGUCGUUUUACGGUAAUUGGCUGCAUGACUGUAUCGGCAUUAUGUUCUUAAUGGGAGACUUUUGUGGCUCUUAAUUGGUGGCAGCAAACACACCGAUCCUUUUCUGUUGUUUGCGUCUUUUUGAACAUGUAUGAUUCGAACAGUGGGAGACUUUUGAGACGCUUGGGGGCGGCACACACAACGGUCCUUUUCAAUGGUUUGCGUCAUGUUUAAGCUAAGGACCAUUGGUCGACUAUUUUGUAACAUACCUUACGCCUGCGCACUAAUAGCAACGUGCGAACGUCUCUAGUCAAAACGCUGGUAAAAAUGUCAUCGCAAAACUUCUGGAUCCUGGCGGCCCUGCUGUACGUUAUGAAUGCGCGCGGGUAUUGGUUACCAGCGAUGCAACCAGGCCCAGUACGUUGGUUUCAAAUAGUCGAAUAGCGUAGUCAACCAUCGUCGACUAGACAGAGUUCGGGCUAACUUUAGUCGAACUAUGGUUAACCAAUGGUUAACAAUAGUUCUUGCGCCAACUUGCCCUAAUGUGCAAAUGUUCGAAAUGACUCACUGAAAAGGACCUGUGUAUUUGCUGCCAUCAAUCAUAAGUCUCCUAUAUAAGCUUACUUCUUUGGGUUUUUUUUAAUCACAGUGUGCACGAGUAGGAAAAUGUCGCCAUUUUAUGAAAAUGUUUGUUUUGUGUGUAUCUGGCAGCUGUACAUUGUAAACUAUAGUAUAUUGUGUGCUUCCAGGUGGAAUAGGCUCAGUUUUAUUUUGAUUGAAUGUAAACGUGUUUGUAUUCAUUGAUGUUUUAUUUAGAGUAUAAAUUUUGUUGUGUAAGGUUUGUUCGACUAAAUGCAAUGCAUGCAUGGGCGAUAGUUUUUAUAAUACAAAAAGUGAGGAAAUACAAUUUUGGCAAUAAUCCUCUAAAUUAGUUUGUAGUGGCUGCCUUUAUGCGUCCGCAUCGAUCACCGCUAUGCAAUCGUUACGAUUUUUAUGCGUAUUUUAUUUUGAACUGGUUUAUUCGUUUGUUUUAAAUGUGCAUAGACUAUUACCACUCGCUGAAGAAGAACAGUUUUAGAAAUGUUGAACUUGUGCAAUCACCGGUGUAUGAUAUUUAAAAUAAAAAAUGGUUUUCUUGUAA